Messenger RNA from Silurus meridionalis, 4469 nucleotides. Its product is annotated as retinal guanylyl cyclase 2-like. Gene Ontology annotation, molecular function: peptide receptor activity; guanylate cyclase activity; ATP binding. Lineage: Eukaryota; Metazoa; Chordata; Actinopteri; Siluriformes; Siluridae. The record is from RefSeq and is a predicted model, not a curated record. Gene Ontology annotation, biological process: receptor guanylyl cyclase signaling pathway; cGMP biosynthetic process; protein phosphorylation. The transcript is spliced from 20 exons. Bases 237 to 3545 code for a protein of 1102 amino acids.
CACACACACACACACACACACACACACAUCCUGCACACACUAACACUAUUCAUAAAGUUAACAGAAAAUAAAUAGACAUCGAGUGUGUUUAAUACGUGACGUUUAACUACACGAUGGAGGAAACGUGUACUUCUUACAUUCCUUCAUUCAGCUCGGCAUUAAAGGGUUGAUGGAAAAGCAGAAGAGCUUGCAGUACAGUUCACCAGGUGUGUUCUCUCAGGUGAUGGGACUCUGUGAUGUUGCAGAUGAACGUGUGGCUGGUCUACGGCAUGAUCACCGUCACCGCAAAAGAACAAACAAUUCUCUCUUCACCACACACAUGUUGGCUUCUUUGGUUGUUCCUGGUGAACCUCAGCAUCCCGUAUACGGUUGAGGCGAACGUAUUCAGGGUUGGAGUGUUAGGCCCGUGGUCAUGUGACUCCAUGUUUUCCAAGGCCAUGCCUGGUGUUGCAGCUAAACUUGCUGUGCAGAGGAUCAACAGAGAUCGUGCGCUGGCCCUGGGUGUUACGUUUGACUACGUCAUCCUGGAAGAAGAUUGUCAGACUUCGAUAGCUCUGAAGGAUUUUAUGGGUUACUCCACACGCGCCUCAGCGUUCUUAGGGCCCAUAAACCCUGGAUACUGUGAGGCAGCAUCUCUGCUUGCUCGGAACUGGAACAAGGCUCUCUUCUCCUGGUCCUGCGUGAACUACGAAUUGGAGAGUUCAUGGCGUCACCCGACGUUUUCCCGCACCAUCCCCUCUUCUGUCUGGGUGCUGAAGACUGUGGCACAUCAUUUCCACUGGGCUAACAUAGCCAUCGUCUCCUCAGCCGACUGCGUGUGGGUGGACACGUCCUACAAGGUUGCCGAUGCCUUAAGGAGCUUUGGCUUUCCUGUCAGGAUGCUGCUCUCCACGAGCAAUGAUCCUGCCAGUAUACGUAGCUCUCUCUCCACCAUCAGGAAGAUGAAGGAGCUUCGCAUGGUGAUCCUCUGUAUGCACUCUGUCUUGAUCGGUGGAAAAACCCAGAAGCUCCUGCUGGAAAUGGCCCUGGACAUGCACUUGACCGAUGGCUCGGUGGUGUUUGUGCCGUAUGAUACGCUGCUUUACAGCCUUCCGUACAAACAAGUGACUCAUCAGGCUCUGUACAACAACAGCAAGCUGAGACUGGCCUACGACUCUGUGCUCACUGUUACUAUGGACUCAGAGGAGGAUUCGUUCUACAAAGCCUUCCAGGAUGCCAUCAGGUCUAAAGAGGUUCCUGCAAACAUUAAACCUCAUGAGGUGUCUCCUCUCUUUGGCACAAUUUACACUACCAUCAUCUUCAUGGCCAAUGCUCUACAGGAUGUGCGUGAUUCUGCAUCGUGGCUUUCAGGGGUGAAUUUAGCUCGUCACACAGGAAAUAUGGUGCUCCAAGGUUUCAGUCAGAAGAUUCGCACUAACAGCUCUGGAGUGAGUCUUGUAGACUACAUAGUUCUAGAUACAGAUGGACAUUCCUGGGAACUGCAUCCGACUCACAGUGUGAACCUCCAGACCAACGUUGUUCACUUCCUUGGGAGACCGAUCCACUUCCCUGGAGGUGUUCAGCCCAAAGCUGACUCCAGGUGUUGGUUCACACCUGGGGGACCUCUGUGUACCAGAGGAGUCGACCCGCUUAUCCUGUUCGAGGUGUUCAUGUCAGCACUUUUUCUAAUACUUCUCAUAACUAGUCUUGGAUAUUGUACACGACGUCGCCUCAAUCAAAUUAGAAUGGUUCGAGGUCCCAACAAGAUCCUCCUCACGCUAGAUGAUGUGACCUUCAUCAAUCCCUCUCUCAGUAAUAAGAAAGUGAGUACAGAUGAUGGUAAAGGAGAGACAGAGAGAUGUUUAUCAGAAGAGGACAGCAGAAUGAAUUCACACAUCUCCAUCUCGAACACUACUGAACCCAGCUAUGAAAACUCCAAUGUGGUCAUAUUUGAGGGGGAUUGGGCGUGGCUGAAGCGGCUGCCGUCUGGACACUUUCGAUCAAUAAAUCCAAAAACUAGCGAUGUAUUCGAACUGAUGAAAGAUAUCCGUCAUGAGAACCUAAAUCCAUUCCUGGGCUUCUUUCAUGACUGCGGGAUCUUCGCCAUCGUAACUGAGUUCUGCUCUCGCGGAAGUUUGGAGGAUUUGCUUAAAAAUGAAGAUGUGAAACUCGACUGGAUGUUUAAGUCUUCGCUUCUCCUGGACCUUAUCAAGGGUAUGAAGUAUCUUCACCACAGAAGUGUGUGUCACGGCCGGCUCAAGUCCCGUAACUGCGUUGUGGAUGGACGUUUUGUACUGAAAGUUACUGACUACGGUUACAAUGAAGUUCUCCAUGCUCAGAAGUUCCCCUACACAGAAGCUAAAGCAGAAGACCUGCUGUGGACCGCUCCUGAACACCUGCGUUCUCCAUACCCUGGACACUUUAGUACUUAUGAAGGUGACGUCUACAGCUUCUCCAUCAUUGUACAGGAGGUGGUGCUGAGAGGACCUCCAUUCUUCAUGCUCCAUGUUCCUGCUGAAGAACUCAUUCAGAAGAUUAAGAAGCCUCCUCCUCUGUGCAGGCCUGUGGUUUCUCCUGACUUCGCUCCCAUGGAGUGCAUUCAGCUCAUUAAACAGUGCUGGAAUGAACAGCCGGAGAGAAGACCUGCGUUUGAUGAGAUCUUCGAACAGUUUAGGAACAUCAACAAGGGGAAGAAGACAAACAUUAUAGACUCCAUGUUGCGAAUGCUGGAGCAAUAUUCUUCUAACCUUGAGGAGCUCAUCCGUGAGAGAACAGAGGAGCUGGAAAUUGAAAAGCAGAAAACAGAGAAACUGCUAACGCAGAUGCUUCCUCCGUCUGUAGCUGAGGUUCUGAAAGUCGGCGGCACUGUGGAACCCGAGUACUUCGAUAACGUCACGUUGUACUUCAGCGACAUUGUGGGCUUCACCACCAUCUCUGCCAACAGUGAGCCCAUUGAAGUGGUGGACCUGCUCAAUGAUCUGUACACCUUAUUUGAUGCUAUUAUUGGUAACCAUGAUGUUUACAAGGUGGAAACGAUUGGAGAUGCGUACAUGGUGGCGUCUGGAGUUCCAGUUCCUAACGCUAACCGUCACACUGCUGAGAUCGCCAACAUGGCCCUAGACAUCCUGAGUGCUAUAGGAACCUUUAAGAUGAGACACAUGCCUGAUGUUCCAGUACGCAUUAGAAUCGGACUGCACACGGGCCCAUGUGUAGCAGGAGUUGUUGGCCUCACCAUGCCUCGUUAUUGUUUGUUUGGGAACACAGUGAACAUUGCCUCCAGAAUGGAGUCCACCGGCAUGCCGUACCGCAUCCACACCAGUUACACCACCGUAAAGAUCCUUCUUGAGCUGAAGGAAGGAUACCAGGUCCAGGUCCGUGGAAAAACUGAACUAAAGGGGAAAGGGAUGGAGGAAACCUACUGGCUUGUGGGUAAAGAUGGAUUCACUAAACCGCUUCCUGUUCCUCCUGAACUCAAGUCAGGACAAAUGGCCCACGGCUUGCAGAUGGAGGAAAUCGCUCGAUUCAAACAGAAGAAAGCUGAAGCCCAGUUAGCCAAGAAGAAAUGAGGUCAGAGAUGGUGCGUGACUUUAAGCAGCUGCUGCAGAAAGCAGUGAGGAAGAUUUUGGUUGUGAGACACGUGGCUCAGCUGCCUAAUGUGGACUUCACUGAGGAAAACGUUGUGAUCCACCAUCAUUAACAGCUCUACUGUGAUGGACAUUAAGAGAACUGGACCACAACAGCAGUCUGUAGAAGUGAAGAGGACUAGUUAUUCCUCGGCUCAUUGAUGUUGCAGAAACGUUUAACGAGCAUUUUCCUCCCAGCAUUUUCACUUCAUCCCACAAAACCAGACAACGAGAAGGAGAACACAUGGGUUAUACCAUCCAGCUGAAGAAGCAACUCUCUAACUUCAGUGUGAAAUCUAUGAAGCUUUUCUUAAUCGCAAGUCUGAUUCUUUUAACUGCCCCUUUUUCUCCCAGUGUGCAGGAAUGGUCCAGUGUGUACUUAAGAAGGAAAAGGUACGUCUGAGAGGAGAAAGGUGAAGUGCUUGUGGCACCUGGAGAUUAUCAGAUACUUCAGUAAGCGGCUCUUAAAAUGAAUCUGACUGUAAUGUUUAUAAAUAGCAGAGGAUCAGACUGUGUUCUCCCACAGUACCCUGGUGCAGAAACAGCUUCAGGACAAGAUCACCCUGAACCCUGUGCUGGAAAAAUGAAAAUAUUUACUUAUAGUUUAAGUUCUAAACCAGAACAAUGAUUGAGAUUCAUUAGAGUCCAUUAUAUUUUAUAAUUCCAACAUGUAGUCGUUUUCUUUUAAAACAAUGAAAAAAGUUGAAUGUAUGCAAUAUUUAUAUCUCAGUUUUUUCUUCAUCUUGUCCUCACUGAUCUUUACUGAACCUUUACUGAACACCUGUAGGUGUCAUGAUGUGUAAUGAAGAGCUGUAAUCAUUUUCAUUUUUAUUACUAUGGAUUUAAAUAAACGGACAGCACAGUGAU